GUGAAGUCAUUUAAAUCAGGUUCCAUUCAAAUCUGUUCGGAAGGGCUUCGGACAGUUAAAUGCCCCUUUUCGCGCGAAUAACGUCGAAAAACGUGCUGUAUGUAGUCGCAUUUUAUGUCACUGUUUCCAAUGGUUCAGCACUGGUUUGAGAGACUGCAGUAAACCCGGAGCUCAUUGACAGCUAUGAUAAAAACUUUAGUUUAUCUGAAUUGGAGCGUGCCGGUGUGACCGAGUAUGGAAUUGAUACGGGAAUUAUCCUCUCAAGAGCUCGUGUAACCCACAUUCAUCCAUUAGCCCGGCGAAUAUCUUCCGCGGAGGGAGCGGAGCCUCCGUUAGCCUCACUGUCCCCGCUAGCUGCGGUGUGAGGGAGCCGAGCGGUCUUUCUAGAACAAGUGGACAAACCUAACCCUCUGCUCGGUCCUGAGGGUGUCAAGCUCGGCUGUGAUAUUAUCAGCGGACAAGUAGAGACACCUGGCUCUCUAUAUCUCCCAUGGGCGAAGACAAGGAGGGGUUCAGCGGCCAGACUCGCCACGGAGAAAACGAAGAGCCGGGAGAGACCGGAGCGCCUCUGGACCCGGCCGGAGAGAGGAGGUAUGCGGAGCUGUUCAGCCAGCUGGACCUCAAUAAAGACGGCAGAGUGGACAUCAGUGAACUGAGGACCGGACUGGCUGCUCGGGGGUUACACCGGGGGGAGGCAGAGGAGAUAGUCCUGGAGAGCGACAUCAACCGCGAUGGUUUACUGGACUUCCACGAGUUCUCCCAGUACCUGUGGGCUCAUGAGAGGAGGCUGUGGCUCAUCUUCAACAGCCUGGACUGCAACAAGGAUGGUCGAAUCGAUGUGGGGGAGAUCCAGCACUCCCUGCACAGGCUGGGUGUGGAGGUCAGCAUGGAGCAGGCCUCCAGGAUACUGCAGAGUAUGGACCGGGACGGCACCAUGACCAUUAACUGGAAUGAGUGGCGAGAUCACUUCCUGUUCAAUCCUUUCCACAACAUGGAGGAGAUUGUCCACCACUGGAAACACUCCCAUAUGUAUGACAUUGGGGAACAUUUGACGGUACCGGAUGAGUUCUCGGAGAAGGAGCGGCGGUCCGGUCUGGUGUGGAGGCAGCUGGUUGCCGGGGCGAUGGCGGGGGCGGUGUCCCGGACAGGAACCGCUCCUCUGGACCGCCUGAAGGUCUUCCUGCAGGUGCACGGCUCUACCUCUCGGGGGGUUAACCUGUGGUCUGGCCUGACGGGUAUGAUCCGAGAGGGGGGGGUCUCCUCACUGUGGAGGGGAAACGGCAUCAAUGUCCUCAAGAUCGCCCCGGAAUCUGCCAUAAAGUUCAUGGCCUAUGAACAGAUCAAGUGGCUGAUCCGAGGGAGGAAGGAGGGAGGGGUUUUGAGGGUACAUGAGAGGUUCAUUGCUGGCUCUCUGGCAGGAGCCACCGCCCAGACCAUCAUCUACCCCAUGGAGGUUCUGAAGACGCGUCUGACUCUAAGGAAGACAGGACAGUAUUCUGGGAUGGCUGACUGUGCCAGACAGAUCCUGAAGAGGGAGGGGGUCUGGGCGUUCUACAGGGGCUACCUGCCAAACACACUGGGCAUCAUCCCCUACGCUGGCAUCGACCUGGCUGUGUAUGAGACUCUGAAGAAUGCCUGGCUGCAGAGGAACGGUGCAGACUCAUCAGAUCCAGGUGUGCUGGUUCUGCUGGGCUGUGGCACCAUCUCCAGCACCUGCGGCCAGCUGGCCUCCUACCCCCUCGCCCUGAUCCGCACACGCAUGCAGGCCCAGGCCGCUUAUGAGGGCAAACCCAAGCUGACCAUGGUGGGCCAGUUCAAACACAUCAUAUCCCAUGAAGGAGUCCCAGGACUGUAUCGAGGCAUCACCCCCAACUUCCUCAAAGUAAUUCCAGCUGUCAGCAUCUCCUACGUGGUGUACGAGCACAUGAAGAAAGUCCUCGGAGUGGCUUACUAGACGGAGACGAAUAAUAGAGACUCCUGACGAGAAGGACAGAACAGGGUUGAUUUUAUCGUGAGGGUUGAGUUUAACUCCACAAUGAAAACCCAUCAGCUGUCAUCACCUUUGGAUUCCAAACCUUGCUCCAAAGUAGAUAAUAUCACCAUUUUUCAAAAAUGAUCCCCUUCCUCUGCCAACCAGUGAGAAGAGCAAAGGUUAAAACAUGCAGAAAAUAUUUAGUUUAAAGGGAAGUGAGGGAAGUUAAGAGAGUCUGCUGGAGCUUUAGGCCUGAGAGUAGUUUUGAAAUGGCUGAUUUUGGAAAGAGAACAAAGGUAUUCCUCGUUUUGACUAACGGUUGGUCCAGGCACACUAAGUUACAGGAGCUUACUGAUUUGGGGUCCCUUAUAUGUUAUUUAUUAUUAUUGUUUAGGUUCUUGGACUAAGUCACUAGCCUGUGAUGCUAUGUUUAAGUAAUUCUGAAAGUAUUUUAUUACUAAAACAGUUCAUCUCUGUAAAGUGGAGACGGCUCCUAAGAUUUGACACCCAAAUCCCACACAGCAGGAACAGGCCUCCCUCAACAGCUCCUUAAUAAUCUGAGGAAGAAACUAUUGUAUGUCCUUGGUGAGAUAAAUACUUUCUAAAUUUGGCUUCAGGUUCACUCCCCAUAUGUUCCUGUCAGUGCAUUGCGGUGCAUAGUUCUGCUCCACAGGAGUGAAACCUGGACUGUACCGCCUUAGAAACCAAAAGGACAUUUACAUCCAUAAAGUGCUGAAACAAAGUAAUAGAAAAACAUUCUGACACACUGCUGUUUAGUGUGACUGCUGCUCAUGUCUAACCCUCAGCCCCUCAGCUGUGCUAACACAGGGAAUGUGGAACUGUACCUGCAGUCUGAGGUCUUUGGAGAAAAGAGAGAAUGUAUGAAUGAGGUAUAGGGUGUUUUUACUCGUGGUUAGCAGACUCUAGUUUCAUGCUGCAAAGCCCGGUUACAAGACUGAAGGCUAAUAAUGACAAUGAUGUUUUUUAUGGGCUGUCUCUUUCUCAGCCGUCUGGGCUACUGAUGUCAUAGUUAAGGUAAGUUUCCGUUCACCCCUGAGCUCCGUCAGCCUCCAGACAGGUUAAUGGAGUGGUGCAGGAAUGAGUCCUUAAACACAGAAAUUAGUGAGCAUUUUCUUACUUCCAGUUCCCUCACAUCGAAGUCAAUUCUUUAUUAACAUGCUUUUGGUCAGAAGCCUGAAAUAAGGACUUCAUGUGUCAUAAACACGGCGGCUGCUAACAAGUGAUCACAUGGGGGUGCUGAACAUUAGCCGCCUUUAGCUUAGCGGUUAUGAUGUAAAGUCAUGUGACCAUGCUGUAUUUGGUUUAUAGCAGGGGUGUCCAAACUAUGGCCCGGGGUCCAAAUGCGGCAUGUUGUGCAUUUCUAAUUGGCACUCAGCCAAUUCUGAAGUAUAAUGGUAUACGGCCCAUAAAUGAAACUAGUGCUGGUCUUUUAUUGUACUUAAAUGUAUUUGUUGACAUAUGUUAAACAGGAGCAUGUGUUAAUAAGCCCACAAUUCAAAUAAAUUCAGUCACUUAAAGUUGAAAACAUUUCCUAAAACAUCUGGUUGAUUAGUUAGUUUAUUUCCCCUUAUUAUCAGCACUCUGAGGCUUCUGUUUUAAGGGAUGAGCUGCCACAAGAUAAAUGAAACCCCUGUGAUGUUUCUUAAAUCAUAUUCAAACAUCAAUAAUAAUUUGCCAACAUUUGACUGAUAUUGCUAACUUAUAAUAUACCUCAAGUCCGUUGAGGGGCCCAGCCCUUCGUAUCAUUUGAUGUAUGUGGCCCUCACACCCCUGGUUUAUUGCCUUUAGUUAGCUUUGACUUGUGGCGAUUGCAUUCCAGCAGAUUCACUGUGACGUUUCAGCAUUUAUAAAAGUGGUGUUAGCAUGUAAAGAUGAUCCUGCUGAACACAACGUGAAAGUAUCUUAAACAUGUUUUUGUCAACAAUCUUAUUUUAUGGACUAUUCCAAAAUCCAAUGGAGAAAUCCCAUUGACUUUGUUGGAUAGUAAAAGGAGAGCUGGGGUUGCUAUAUGCUUCUUAUUUCCAGGUUUAGGACUCAUUACUGCACCACUCUAUGGGGGACAAGAAUUACCUUCUGCCUACACUAGUGGGCGAGGUUGUAUUUGAUCUUUUUCUUACACUAAUAUUUUUUCUGUUGUAGGUAUUCAGUUGUGAAAUUAGAAUAUGUUUCUAAUAGGAUAUCAGUUUUAGAUUGUAUGGGCCGUUCAAGAGUCCUCUGGCUCUCUGCCGUGUGUUGUGUGAGCAUUAUGGAACAUUAUGAGGCAGCUGAUCCAUAUUCCUAAAUAUUCCACUCAAUCAGACUGUAUGACUUGUAUAGUAUUUUAUAAACGUAAUAAUAUUGACUAGUUUAUAUACUGUUCCCAGGUCUGGUCCUCAGUCAAAAACCUAAACCAGCUGCAAGUGUCAAUCAACAGCACCUUUAAGAUAACAUUAAAACACAAGUCUGUGCAGGAUUUUAUUUAUCAUAUUUAGGUAGAACUUGGAUUUGAACUGUUGGUUCAGGUGUGAGGAGAAAGGGAGGGGUGAUGCACUCUUAACUUUGAAUGUUGUUAUUGGCAUAAAAGACAGAGGUAUGUAUUAUUUUGCUUAUGACUGCCUAGAAAUCCCUACAUUGCAAGCGUACCUGAAGGGAUGAGUGCUUGUUGCCGCUGCGGACUUGUGAGCAUGACAAUAUUUGUGAAGCAUGAGUGCAUGUUUCCAAGGCUUUAUGGAAGUGUGUGUGAGCUGUGAGGAGUUUAUAUGAGCUGAACCCAAAACACAGCAGCUGCAGUGUGAGGAUACAAAAAGAGCUUUCUACUUUUGAUAAAUCACUUAUGUCAGAUAAUAAUACAUUUUAUUUAUCUUGCGCUUUAUCAGGUGCUCAAAGAUGCUUUUCAGAGGUAAACCAUGAAUGUGUACGUGCACUUUACAUGCCUCAUUCUGUGACUCUGCAGAGAAGAGAGCUCUAAUAGUUCAGUGGUAACUUGUGUAUACAUCAUACAGCUGUUUCCAUUUAUACACCUGCAACUUCCUCGUUACCAUAUGAUUUAUAUGCUCUAAAUCUGUGGACACACUAUCAAGUAAACUCAAGGUCAACUGAACAAAGGGAUGUGUAUACACUGAAAAAAACUGAAACGUUGACUUUAAUUUUAUGUCAACAAGUUCCACAUCACUGUAUUAGGUUAGUUGAAAGCAAUAAUAUUAUGUUUAAAUAAAACUGUUUAUGUUCAACUUAAUAUUGUUGCUUUCCACUAACCUAAUACAGUGAUGUGGAACUUGUUGACAUUAAAUUAAAGUCAACGAGAAGAAGAGGAUGAUAUGAUCAGAAUACGACUCUGAAACAACAUCGAUUUGAUGUGAUGUUGUAUCACUGAAGUGAACUGUCUGUCAAAAGGCUUUAAAGGGAAAUAAAAAUGAAUAAUGAGUUAUAAUUGCACUGCAUUCCAUGUUGUCUGAAGUCAUGUGAUCAGGGUCCCGCCCAUGGGGAUGCUAAGUGAAUCAGUGUGUGCACGCACACUCCUGUAGCAUCUGAUUGUCAGCUUCUUUGAAUAUGACAUAUACAAGUUUGCCUUUAUAGAGCUGUUCAUAUUCCCACAGUGUGUAUCUCAGAGCUGCAGAGGCAACCCUAACAGUGAUUCACCCUGUAAGGCCCCCGGUCAUAAUUUUACAACAUCACUUGAAGCUAUCCUAAAAAAUUCAGUAAUUGUUUUGUUUUUUUUAAUACUAAUUUACAUAGUCAAAAGGACAUUUUGUUCAGCCCCCAAUCCUAUUGGGUAGUAAAUGUGUUUACAGUUCCUGCCCUCUGGCCAUAAACUCACACAACGUCCAAAUCUCAAAACCAAGCAAUGUCUCUGUCAGGGGCGAACUUACGGGCAUGAACCCAAACGCACGACUCAGAGACAAGGGGUUUCAGGAAAAGUCCUUUUACUGGAUUGACCUCAGUACAAUGGCUUUCACAAACAAAAAACACUCUUUUGAGGGAAAAAACCUGAUCUAAAGACUACGAAAACAAUACCACUCGUAUGAGGGAAAAAAACAUAACUGAGACAAGGGUCUAGGAGUAUACAUGAGCCUGGGGCUAGAUGGAGACACAGGUAGAAACAAUCAGGGCGGGGAAGACAAUCACGAAAGAGUGAGACACACGGGGGCGGGGAGCACAGAGACCUGAAACGAGAGGGGAAUUAAUCUUCAACAUAAAACAGGGAGGCACAAGACAACAAAGGGACAGGAUGAAAACUAAUAUAAAUAAAACAACAUUAUUUUUCGAGACAUGACAAUCUCUUUGUUUUAUUGGAUUUGGAUUUGUCAAAUUCAAGUAAGUGAAAUAGAAUUUGGUGAUUAUAACAAUGUACAUGUACAUAUUUAGUUAUUGAGGAAUACAUUCAUGAAAUUGUAUUUUGAUUAAUUUAAUUUUACAUUGCAAUAUCACAACAUUUCCCUAAAAACGUACAAAAAUGUGAAAACUCUCAUUUCUGCACCAGAAGCUUCUCCUACAACAUCUGAAAGGUAAAAAAUCACAAUCAAUUCAUCCUGGGCCACGUCAGCAUUAUAGUUGCACUCAAAGGGUGUGUGGUUAGAUUGAAACUAUAUAAAUAUAUCUUCUUUAUAAUAUCACAUACCCAUGCAUUUAUGAGAUUAAGAAAGUCUCAACAUCAUCACUAUUUAAGUGCUGUCUUGACUACAUGUGCAUACCUCUGUACCCCUGAAUUCAAUGUCU
Messenger RNA from Eleginops maclovinus (Patagonian blennie), 6688 nucleotides. Its product is annotated as mitochondrial adenyl nucleotide antiporter SLC25A23-like. NCBI's taxonomy places the organism in Eukaryota, Metazoa, Chordata, Actinopteri, Perciformes, Eleginopidae. Bases 491 to 1954 code for a protein of 487 amino acids. The record is from RefSeq and is a predicted model, not a curated record. Gene Ontology annotation, molecular function: calcium ion binding; ATP transmembrane transporter activity. Gene Ontology annotation, biological process: ATP transport; transmembrane transport; ADP transport. The transcript has 10 exons.